This is a messenger RNA of Drosophila ananassae, 738 nucleotides long. RefSeq names its product C-type lectin 37Db. The coding region runs from base 36 to 575 and encodes 179 amino acids. The record is from RefSeq and is a predicted model, not a curated record. Gene Ontology annotation, molecular function: signaling receptor activity. The transcript is spliced from 2 exons. NCBI's taxonomy places the organism in Eukaryota, Metazoa, Arthropoda, Insecta, Diptera, Drosophilidae.
CCCAUUUCCUAGGAGUAUCAUUUUAAAAAAGAAUCAUGGCAAGUCGUGUUCUUCUGGGUUGCGCGCUUUUAGUUUUCUUUGUUGGAUUGGAGGCACAACAAUGUCCUUCUCAGUUCACUCGUGUGGGGAACAAAUGCUAUUACGUAUCUUUGAAUAAGACCAAUUGGCAUGUGGCUUAUCGAAGCUGUCGAAAGCUCGGAGCCGAGCUUGUGAUUUUCGAUAAUGAGCAGGACAAGCUCAAUACAACCGUAUAUCUCAAGACAUUGGGACUACAGUUCACCGAUCAAUGGCGCCAUUCCGUGUGGGUCGGAAUCAAUUGCCUUGGAAACCGUCGAAACUUCCGAUCAGGCAAGACUGGAGACAUUGUACCCUAUAUGCCUUGGGUGCCCAGGGAGCCGAACAACGCUUCUCCUGAGGAGGAUUGUGUGGGUUUCGCCAACUAUAACAAUGCCUAUGGAUACCAUGACAUCGAGUGCAAAGUAGAGUUUCCUUAUGUGUGCGAGAUUCCAGAAAUUAAUAUUACAGAAGACUAUCUUUGUCUUAAGCGUGAUCUUUUUUUGGAAGCUCGUCUUUAAGAGCCAUAAUUCUUUUUCAACUUAAUGUCUAUAAAGUAUAAACUAAAUUCUAAAAUUCCAAGUUCUACACACUAUACACUAUAAACUGUGGGGAUUAUAUACCAUAUAAAAAAAAGAAUCUGUAUUAAAUGUUAAAUAAACUGAUAUUUCAAUUUACGAUAAA